AUGUUCAAAAGGUACGGGGAAAGAUCCAAUGCACGUGUGAGUGUCCUUGCAGCCGCAUUGAUGAUCAUCUUCGUGUGGCUGUCAGGUUCAGCUACAGCGACGUGUCCACGCAGAACCAAGUCAAGUCAUCCGUGCAGAGGAAGAUCCGAACAGACGUGAGCUGAAAACAUCGCCCCGCAUAUGCCGCUGUGGAGAUCUUCCUUGUGUGUGUCAAUGGUGGACAGUUGCUCGAGCAGUUCCCACGCCUUGACCCUGUCAUCGAUGACAUUCUUCCGAAGAAAAGCCCUCUAGUCAUCGCCAAAUGGUCAGCGAGGUGCCGCAGGUUCAUUCUGCAACACGUGUGUGUUAGCUGUUAGCUGUUUGUGUGUUGUGCAGCCCCAACCAGAUCCAGGUCGUGUUGGUCAACAGCGUGCCGGUGUGUGUGCAGUCGCGCGACGGCCCAUGGGUGCCCACACUGAGGCUGCUCCACCAGCGUGAGCGACAUGAAAGCACUGCACUGCCCUGUACUGCAUCCCUCCCCCUUUCAUCUCCAUGCCUCCGUGUGGGUGUGAAACAAAUAUAUGGAUGGGAUGGCAUUGAUUGAUCAGAUCCGUCGAUGAUGCCGAAGAUGCAGGCCGACAAGGGCGCGACCAAGUUCAUCAUGGGCGGCGCCAACGUCAUGUGUCCGGGCCUUACGCACCCCACUGGCGGCAGGAUGGAAGACGUGGACAGGGGAGCUGUCGUGGUCAGUCAAUCGGGAAGCGAUGGAUGGAUAAAUGGAUAAAUGGAUGGAUGGGGGAAUGGACCAUCGACAUGUGCCGUGCUGGUUGUUGUCUGUCUGUCUGUCUGUCUGUCUGUCUGUGUUCAGCAAAUUCUGCUCGAGGGGAGGGAGCAUGCCUGUGCGGUCGGCAUCAUGACUAUGAGCACCGCUGAAAUGUACGCACCCAAGUACAACCUUGGUACCUGUGUGCUCUCUCCACCUUAAUCGUAUUGUGUUCUGUUGUGCGCUUUCUCUCCUCGGCUGUGUCGUCCAUCCAUCCAUGCAUCAGUCGGAAGGAGAACAAGGGUGUGUGUAUAGAGGUGGUCCACGUGCUCAACGACGGACUGUGGAAGGUACGCAGGCGACGACCGCCACCGCGUGUCUGUCACCUCACCCCUGUCUGUCUGCACACGCCUGUACGUGCUGUCUGUCCUCUUUGGCAGACGAAUCACUUCGGCUGA
Molecule: messenger RNA, 1200 nt
Organism: Vitrella brassicaformis
Lineage: Eukaryota; Vitrellaceae
Source: the annotation of a GenBank genome assembly